This is a messenger RNA of Neocloeon triangulifer, 1872 nucleotides long. RefSeq names its product recQ-like DNA helicase Blm. Bases 1 to 1872 code for a protein of 623 amino acids. Gene Ontology annotation, biological process: double-strand break repair via homologous recombination; DNA replication. Lineage: Eukaryota; Metazoa; Arthropoda; Insecta; Ephemeroptera; Baetidae. Gene Ontology annotation, molecular function: nucleic acid binding; 3'-5' DNA helicase activity; four-way junction helicase activity. The transcript is spliced from 11 exons. The record is from RefSeq and is a predicted model, not a curated record. Gene Ontology annotation, cellular component: nucleus; chromosome; cytoplasm.
AUGAGCUUCCGCUUAGUGGAGGCCUUGAAAAAACUGUACAACCGGAAUAGGCUGAGUCGUUUCGUCAUUGACGAGGCUCAUUGCGUUUCUCAGUGGGGUCAUGAUUUCAGGCCUGAUUACCAAAAGCUCAGUGCAUUAAGAGAACAGUUCCCAGACAUUCCCACCAUGGCUUUGACUGCAACCGCAACUCACGUUGUCCGCACAGACAUUCUUCGUCAGCUCCGAAUGAACGACCCAAAAUGGUUCCUGUCGAGCUUCAACCGUCCAAACUUGAAAUACACUGUGAUAGAAAAAACUUCCAAAGCCAAGACGGGGGAGGACCAGCUCAUCAAACUGCUGCUAACACCAAUUUGCAGAAACGUUUGUGGAAUCGUGUACUGCUUUUCGCGCAAAGACUGUGAAAAUACUGCAGAAAAACUCAAGCAGCACAACAUCAAAGCAGGAGCCUAUCACGCUGGAAUGACUGACAAGCAGAGAAAUGACAUUCAGCACUUGUGGACUGUUGGAACUGUGAAGGUGAUUUGUGCGACAAUUGCAUUUGGAAUGGGCAUCGACAAGCCUGACGUUAGAUUCGUCAUCCACAAUUCACUGGCAAAGUCGAUUGAGGGCUACUAUCAAGAAGCAGGCAGAGCUGGCAGAGACGGAGAAAUUGCUCAUUGCAUCUUGCUUUACAGCUAUGCAGACGUGAAGAAAAUCAUUUCACUGAUUGAGAGUGAUGGCAAGAGUCGAGAGUCCAUCCAAGUGCACAGAGACAAUGUGUACAGAAUGCAAGCAUUCUGCACCAACAAAUUGGACUGCCGUCGAGUUUUGCAGCUGAGAUACUUUGGUGAAAACUUCAAUAGAGAACUCUGUUUGAAGGACAGGCGAACAACUUGCGAUAAUUGCUUGAACAAAGGAGAGUACAUUGAGCGAGACUUCUUAGAGCUGGCAAAGGAAAUUGUCCAGUGUGCCACUACUGCUUGUGGUUACCCUGGUAGCGGUACUCGAAUUACACAACUUGACAUGGCCAAUAUCUUGAAAGGCUCCAAGUCGCAAAGAACCCUCAACUCUGGGCACGACCAACUGUCAGUGUACGGAAAGGCAGUAAACUACAAUAAACCAGACAUUGAACGUCUGCUGCAAAACCUUGUUGUGGAAAACUAUCUUUCGGAAGAGUACUUGGCAACCUUCACGUUUGCUGUGAAGAAGCCAAAAGACGGAACAUUGCCUGGAACUCCUGUGCUGAACAAAUUGAGUCACGAUGAAGAAAUCUUGCAAGACAUUCAGACCAGUUGCUUGAAGGCCCUGCAGGAGAAACUUCGUGAAAUCGCCACUUCAAUGGGAAAAUCUCCACACACCAUUGCAAACCCUCAGGCCCUGGUUGAAAUGUCCAAGAAAUUGCCAGAAACUAAAGAGCAGAUGUUGAACAUUCCUCAUGUGACUCAAACAAACUUCAACAUCUUUGGGCUUCAAAUGUUGGAAAUCACAAGAACUUUUGCAGCUAACCAGCAAGAAGUUUUUGCUGCUGUUGCGGCAGACCUGUGCGAUGAUGAUUUUGACGAGAGUCAAGAUCUCAUGGCAAUCAAUGCUCCGUCUACUUCUGGCAUGCAAAGCCAAGGCAAUUACAGCAGGAGAGGCAGAGGAGGAUUCAGAGGAAGAGGGGGAUUUGGAGGGCGGAAGUUUGGAAAAAAGAGGAGAGCAAGAGGAGGCGCAGGAGGUCCUGCCAACAAAAGACAGAAGACUGGUGGACAAUCUGGUGGCUCGUAUGGGACAUCCAGGGGGCCGAGUGGAGAGACUGUGACUACCAGGCCAGGAGUGAAUAGUAGGAUUCAGAACAUGCCUAUUCCUGUUGGCCGUGGCAAUAUAAGAAAUCUACGAGUGUCUAUAUCAUGA